Molecule: messenger RNA, 1176 nt
Organism: Suillus fuscotomentosus
Lineage: Eukaryota; Fungi; Basidiomycota; Agaricomycetes; Boletales; Suillaceae
Exons: 9
Coding region: 1-1176 (391 amino acids)
Source: RefSeq, a predicted model, not a curated record
AUGCUCGCAGCACAGGGGGUUGAGGAGCAAAUUAAAAUCAAAAGGAAAGAGAGAAAGCAUCUUCUCAAGGAACAAGCAGCCGCAACACAUAAUAUUGGCUCCCCAUCAUCAGACCCUUCAAUGUCACUCCAGGAUCGCACAGAGAAUAUGCCUGAUGAAUUUAUUGUGGGCCCGUCAUUUGAAAUGAUACCAGAUGUUGAUGUGAUGAGCAUCAGUGGAGACUCACAGCAAUGUGCAGAUUCAGACUCCAGCAUGGCAUCUUGCGCUCGCACACCCCUUCCUCCAUCCUCACUUUCAGCAGUACCUUUGGUUCACUCCAAUCUCAAAACAUUUAAGAUGGAGUAUCACCCAAAAUCUGGUUGUGCAACCUCCAUUGAGACUUUCUCUAUAUUCGGACACAAGCAAGAUCAGCAGCCGUCUAUUGUUGUUGAAGAACAUUGGCAGCCAUUCAGCUGUUGUGCAGACUUUGAAUUUGCUGAACUUGCGCACAAUGCUGCCCUUAAUAAGGACCACACAGAUGCACUAUUAUGGCUCAUCUGGAGAAUUGUUGAUGGUCAAGCAAAUAUUACCUUCAAGUCCCAUUGCGAUGUUUCUGUAGCCUGGGAUAGGGCGGCCAGCCAGAUGACACCUUUUAAGAAGCAUACUAUCACGACCUGGCAUAAACAGGAAGACCUCAUGUUUGAUUCAUCUUUACCUGAAAAUGCCGUCCCUUUUGCAUUCAUUCUGUAUGCAGACAAGAUGCACCUUUCUUCCACUGGUACAGUCAAAGCUUAUCCGGUCUUCGCUCAUUGUGGAAACUUGCCUGUUCACAUCAGAAACACUGACAGGCUUGGUGGUGAGCGGAUGGUUCCUGAAGAUUCUGAAGAGGACGGCAAGCUGUCAUAUGUGAAUCUCAAAUGUGUUGUAUGGCUUGAAGGGUUUUUCAAGCUACUCAAAACCAUUAUACUCUAUGCCAAGACAGGCUGGCUAUGCACUUUUACGGUGCAUAAGAGCACAAUCGAAGCAGGAAAAGCCAAGGAUUUAGAGUUUCAGAUGCAUUUAGAAGAAUACAUCACAAUCAUCGACGAGACUGAUCCAGAUGCAAUUAAGAACUGGAAUUUUCCCAAAAUGCACACCUCAAAGCACAUAUUUGAUGAUAUCAUAGCGAAAGGUGCUGCUGACAACUUCAGUACUUGA